This is a messenger RNA of Macrobrachium nipponense, 1175 nucleotides long. It is a transcript of the gene MED18, whose product is annotated as mediator of RNA polymerase II transcription subunit 18-like. Gene Ontology annotation, cellular component: core mediator complex; mediator complex. NCBI's taxonomy places the organism in Eukaryota, Metazoa, Arthropoda, Malacostraca, Decapoda, Palaemonidae. Gene Ontology annotation, molecular function: transcription coregulator activity. The coding region runs from base 402 to 1103 and encodes 233 amino acids. Gene Ontology annotation, biological process: termination of RNA polymerase II transcription; regulation of transcription by RNA polymerase II. The transcript has 3 exons. The record is from RefSeq and is a predicted model, not a curated record.
AGCCAUAUGAAGUUAACGUACUAACAAAGAUGGCGUAGGCAGUGGCCUGUAGAUGUUCUAUUUCACCAAAUCCACAUCAUAGAGAUCAGUGUUAGUCAGACUCCAAAACAAACAAAUCCGUGUCAUUAAAAAACCUAUUUUGAAUUUCGCCACUGGAAUUUGACUUGGGGAAUCCUAAUUAUCCUACGUAACUUGCUUCUUGAGACCUGCUGCUGCUGGUAAGGUCAAAGAAUAAGGAUUUCAACUGUUUUGACAUUUGGGUUCAUAGCCCACGGAGAUUUAAUUUGAUAGAUCUGUGCUGAGUCCGUUUAUGGUGGCCAGGCGGCUUCACACCUUUUACCAAUCCGGGAAAUUCUUCAUUUAAAAUUGCUACGCCAGUCUCACCACAGGUGGCCACUUCAAUGGGAUCACAUGAAGUAUUCUUAACAAAGAUGGCGGCAGUUCCUAAUGCUGGUGAAACACUUGACUCUGCCCUCAAGAAUGCCAUAAUUCCCGAUCAAGAGUUCCUACUACAGGGCUCUGUUCUGGAUUCAUCACUCAACGUCGUGCUCGAUAGACUUCGUGGACUCUGUGACAACGCUGAUGUGCCACCAGAAACAUUUCGUGAUCACGAGGCCGUUUAUGUUCUCAAAGAUUUCUCUGCUACUCCCUCCCCCGGGCCAGCAUCUCAAGGAGUUAUGUUGAGGGUUAGACGUGCAACAGACCAUCCAGAUCUACCUUUCCAGCUGCGAUAUGUUGGAUACCCGGAAUUAGGCAAUUAUCCAGCAGUUCUACGCAAUUGUUUGGACGUUCCAGUUUCCAAUAAUGUUUGUGAAUUUUUGCAAGAACUAGGUGCUAAGCCUGACCAUGAAUUUAUUGCUAAAGGUUACAUUUUAAAGAAAGGUCGAAUAAAAGUGACAGUGUUCAAAAUGUAUAAAAUAGCUGCAUCUGGUAUGUCCAACAUGUCGAAAGACAGUCUAGAGCCAAUUUCAAUGUCUCACAUGGUAGAACUUAGUGUGCUGACAACCAAAACAGACUUGUCUGUGGCUGAUGAUCUCCGUAACUUGGCAGAUCAGCUGAAGCCAUUAGUACAGUUGGAGAGAGUUGAUUAUCGACGCCUGUAAGUCAAGUUUGCUGUGUGAAUUCACUGUUUAGUAUUUAGGAAGUUUAUUUAAUGAACAUGUCUAUAGAAAUUC